GAUUUUAUUCAACUUCAUUCAUUCACUUUUGGUGCAGUUUGUAGGUUAUUUUGUGGAUUUGAUUUGGUCUUCGUGAUGGGGGAUUCAACAUUCAAACCCAAAAUAAAUAGCGCUGGAAAGCAGGAUCCCAUCCUUAAAAAGGCCGAGCUAGACUACAUGAAAAUAAUUGAGGAGAAGAAUCGCGAACGAGUCCAAAAGUUGCAACAAAUUGGAAGACGAAAUAGGUUCACUGGAUUGGCUAUUGGAGCAGGAGUGUUUAGUAUUUAUUUAUAUUCUAUAUUUGCCAUAAAACAGGAAACUUUCCUGGACGAUUUUAACGAACCUGCGAAAAUCCAGCAGUAG
This is a messenger RNA of Amyelois transitella, 342 nucleotides long. It is a transcript of the gene Ccdc56, whose product is annotated as cytochrome c oxidase assembly factor 3, mitochondrial. The record is from RefSeq and is a predicted model, not a curated record. Bases 76 to 342 code for a protein of 88 amino acids. The transcript has a single exon. Gene Ontology annotation, cellular component: mitochondrial inner membrane. Gene Ontology annotation, biological process: mitochondrial respiratory chain complex IV assembly. NCBI's taxonomy places the organism in Eukaryota, Metazoa, Arthropoda, Insecta, Lepidoptera, Pyralidae.